AUGGCUGAUUUGAUAAGUAGUCUUUCAGACGACAUCAUUUGUUAUAUUCUUUAUUUUCUUCCAUCCCAACAAGUUGUUGCAACCAGUGUUCUCUCCAAGCGCUGGAAUCUUCUGUGGCGUUCAGUCUUCUCUUUAGAUUUCAACGCUGAUAAUGAAGAUUUUUGGGGUCUUAGUUACCAAAAGACUUUCAUUACGUUUUAUAGCUCGGUGUGCUCUUUCUUGGUUGGUCGUGGAGAUCAACCCUUCUAUAGAAUUAGUCUCAUAGGUUACUCUUCCAUUGAUGGUAUUAUUGAGAGUAUCAAGACACAGAUUCGAACUGCAGUGAGUGGGAGUGAUAGAGUUCAAAUCCUCGACAUGAAUUGUGGUUAUGAAAUUGUCAUUCCAUCUGCGGUGUUUAGCUUUAAAAGUCUUGUAACUCUCAAGUUGAAGUACAUAACAGUGGAAGAUAUUUCAUUGGUUGAUUUGCCCUCGCUUAAGAUCUUGCAUCUAAAAAAUAUAAAAGUUAAUCUUUCACAACUUCUUUCUGGGUGUCCUAAUCUUGAGGACUUAAAAGUCAAGCAUUUGACUUGUGAAACUACAGGAAAGUUUAUCGGAUUGCCCAAGUUGGUCAGAGUCCGGAUCGAUGAACUCUUCCUUCCAUUGGAAAUAUUUAAGGAUGUUGAAGUUUUUAAAGUUGAUUGGAUAUUUCAACCAAACAAUUUUGACUUUCAGAAUUUAGUUCAACUUAAAUUGAUUGUGGGCCUGGAUUGGCUUCUGCUCUUGGAAGUGCUCAAUCAUUGUCCCAAGCUUCAAAGUCUUGUCAUUUGCAUUUUUAAGAACGAUGUUCGUUAUUUUCAGACCUUAAAUUUUCCGGGUUAUGAAGAAGAUGUUUGGCCAUACCCACAAACUGUUCCUGCAUGUAUUUCAUCACACCUUAAAACCAUCCGUCUUACACGUUACAGUGGCUCUAAAGAUGAGUUUCACUUUGCAAGAUAUAUAUUGGAGAAUGCAAAAUAUCUACAAACCAUGGAAAUAUGCUUUGAUGAUGGUUAUGAUUUAAUGGAAACAAUGGAAAGAGAAUUAUCUUCUUUCAGAUACUUGCCCCGUUUCGUUUUCAUUUGA
Molecule: messenger RNA, 1101 nt
Organism: Vigna radiata var. radiata (mung bean)
Lineage: Eukaryota; Viridiplantae; Streptophyta; Magnoliopsida; Fabales; Fabaceae
Product: FBD-associated F-box protein At5g38590-like
Exons: 3
Coding region: 1-1101 (366 amino acids)
Molecular function (GO): protein binding
Source: RefSeq, a predicted model, not a curated record